Epinephelus fuscoguttatus (brown-marbled grouper) is the source of this 873-nucleotide messenger RNA. Its product is annotated as piggyBac transposable element-derived protein 4-like. The coding region runs from base 76 to 669 and encodes 197 amino acids. The record is from RefSeq and is a predicted model, not a curated record. NCBI's taxonomy places the organism in Eukaryota, Metazoa, Chordata, Actinopteri, Perciformes, Serranidae. The transcript is spliced from 3 exons.
UCUUCCAGGUUUGCCUUCACUGACACACAUGCUCUUGUGUCCUACCUUCCCAAGAGGUCUAGGAAUGUGCUUCUGAUGAGCACCCUUCACAAGGACGCAGCUGUCAGCAACAGGGAGGACAAGAAACCCCACAUUAUCCUGGACUAUAACAAGAACAAAGGAGGAGUCGACAAUCUCGACAAGGUUACCGCUGUGUACAGCUGUAAAAGGAUGACAGCCCGUUGGCCCCUGGUGGUCUUCUACAACAUUCUCGAUGUGACUGCCUACAACUCCUUUGUACUGUGGACAGAGAUCAACCCAACAUGGUACCCGGGGAAGCCUCAGAAGAGGAGGCUGUUUCUCGAGGUGCUCGGGAGAGAACUGGUGGAGCCUCUCAUAAAACGACGCCAGGUUCUUCCCCGCACCCCAGCCUCUGCCAGCGUGGUUUUGGCUGUCCAGCGGCGUGUAUCCUCUACCUCUGCAGGAGCUUCCCCCAGCCCCAGCCCCAGCCCCACCAAGGCUGCCCGCCCCAGCCCCAUCAAAGCUCCUUCUCCCAGCCCAUCGGCCAAAAGGAAGAGGUGCCGAUUCUGCCCCUCCAAGAAAGACAACAAAACGACCAUCACAUGCCAAAAAUGCUGUGUGCAUAUUUGCAAAAAACACACCAUUACACUCUGCCACUUUUGCAGAUGAAGGCAUACUCACACACACACACACACACACACACAUACACACACAGACACACGUUUUUCUAUGCUUUUGUAUUCUGUGUUUAGUUUUUUUUGUCUUCGUUAAAGUUAAAGCAAAAAGUUUAACCAAAUCUUUUAGUUUAGAGAUAAAUGUUGUCUGUGCUUUGUAAAAGAAAAAAAGUUCCUCUUUUUUUUUGCAUUCUGUUGU